AAACGGGAAUCAGUAUGAACUUCAUUGUUUUAGAUACGAUAUUAGCUUAGUAAAUGCUAGAAUGUAGUAAAUGGGUAUAUUAACGUAUGUCGUUAUAUACAACGCUGUUAAUCAACACAUAUAUACUUCUCAGGCACACAUUUGCCGGAAUACACUAUAGAACAAUUUUUAAUACUGAAUAAUAGAUAGAAUCAUACUGAGACUGAUUUUGUGACCGUGUACUAUGUGCAGACUCUGGCCACUAUUGAUUCUUUCUUUUAUUUGGACACUUUUGGAAUCAGGAGUCAACACACUAACCUGGAAUAUAGCUAUAUAUGGUUUAGAAGGUCCAAAAAUAUCAACAAUAAUGGCCCUUUUCAAUUACGUGGCGGUACACUCAACCGCGUUCCUUCGACCGACGUCUCAUAGGCGUUAUAAGCGACUAUUAGGAGCGUUACAGGCUGCUCAAUUGCAUUCUUAUGUUGGAAUCCCUAAACAUAUAAAGUCAAAAAUGGGACGUAGACUCGAUAUUGACUUACGAAAUCCAGUAGGACAGACUGCAGAAUUGAUAAAGCAAUUCUUUCGGGAGCAAGUCGAAGAAAAUGAGUCACCAGGGAGUCACUAUGGCUACAUAGCAUGUGACAAUGAGCCUGUAACUAUAAGAGAUAAUUUUGAUGAAUUACAGGUACCUCUAGACCAUGUAAGUAGGAAGCCAUGUGACAACUAUUAUGUGUCUGAGGAUUAUGUACAUAAUUUUGACAGACAUGUUAUGGAAUCGUAUCCUUCUAUAUUGUCCGAUGCGCCAACUGGCACAUAUUGCAACAAGAUUAUAAAUCGCAUCGCGGAAGAACUAGGCCAUUCCGUGUAUAAGGUGUUGCCAACGCACGCCACAUCGCAUCUUCCUAAUAUAUUACGAAAUGGCAUCAGAAGGGCCAUAUAUUCUGGUCAGGUCUUUAGACGAGACACAAUAGAUUCCCAGCACUACCCCGUAUUUCACCAAAUGGACGGUGUAAAAAUAUUCACUCGUAGUGAACUCCAACGUAUAAAACGGCAACACGGUGAUUCAUCAUUACUAUUAAGCGAUGAUGCGGUGAUUUUAUCACAUUUAAAAAGUACAUUGGAGAAGCUUAUAAGGCAUCUAUUCAGGAAUGUAGCUAAGCCUGUAGGCGAUACAGAACGCCGUUGUUUUGAGGAAUUGAAUCUCUAUACAGCAUCAGAUGAUUGGAUGAUGUGGGAUGCAGACACUUCAUUUCCAUUCACUGAUCCUUCAUUAGAGCUUCAUGUGAAGCAGGAUGGAAAGUGGGUUGAAAUUCUUGGUUGCGGUAAACUUAAGAAUAUUAUUAUUGAUAACAUUUUAAAGAAGCAUUUUGUUGUUAAUGAUACUACUGAUUUGAAUGAGGAUAUUGUUGGCGGCUGGGCUUUUGGAUUGGGCUUGGAACGCUUGGCUAUGGUACUAUGCAAUAUCACUGAUAUUCGUCAAUUUUGGGAAGAUGACGAACGAUUCAUGCGCCAAUAUAGUACAUUUUCACAGGAUGGUAAGCUGAGAAUUUUCAAACCGUAUAGCAAAAACCCACCGGUGUCACGUGACAUAUCAUUUUAUCUCGAUGGCCCCAAUUACACCAAAGGAAAGUUUGAUGAAUAUCAAUUUCGGCAUAUAUUUGAAGAGUUAUCGCGAGAUUACGUGGAGGACAUUACACUACUAUCGCAAUACACCCAUCCUGAAACAGGACGCAAAAGCCUAUGCUAUCGAGUGAUAUAUCGUGCUAUGGGUGAGAACCUAACUAACGCCUUUGUCAAUGACAUUCAUCAGCGUGCUCUUAAUAAAAUGUUGGACCUGUUUAACAUAGAGUUACGCUAAUGAAUAUAGAUGUAAAUAUUACGAUUAAUUUGAUAAUUUACUGUAUAUUCCAUGGUACGU
Molecule: messenger RNA, 1897 nt
Organism: Babesia bovis T2Bo
Lineage: Eukaryota; Apicomplexa; Aconoidasida; Piroplasmida; Babesiidae
Product: putative phenylalanine-tRNA ligase
Exons: 2
Coding region: 224-1837 (537 amino acids)
Biological process (GO): phenylalanyl-tRNA aminoacylation
Cellular component (GO): cytoplasm; mitochondrion
Molecular function (GO): phenylalanine-tRNA ligase activity; tRNA binding; ATP binding
Source: RefSeq, a predicted model, not a curated record